UUCGUUUCAAAUCUACUCCUGCAUUUCACUGAUACCCAAAACAGGGCAGGGCAGGGCAGGGCAGGGCCGGGCCGGGCCAUGCCAUUCGACAAUAGAAGUAGUAGUGGACGUUGCGGCAAAUCCCUCUUGCCAUUCUCAUCCUUGAAAGCCAACCUCCUCCUAUUUUCUACCUCUCUCUGCCUCCUCCUCAUCUUCCUCUUUCACCCAUGGCUACACUGCUUCAUGAACACCAACCAUCCACCACCCUUCACCUCUCCCCACCACAUCGUAUUUGGCAUCGCCUCCUCCUUCAAAACCUGGCCGCCCCGCAGUUCGUAUGUGCGCCUGUGGUGGAAGAACACUAUGCGUGGAUAUGCAUGGCUGGACCGCCUGCCUCCUCAAAGCGAAACCCUAACUUCUUCUCCUCUUCCCCAGCUGAAGUUAUCAGAAGACACUUCUGCAUUUUCGUACACGUAUAAGGGUGGCCUGAGGUCUGCAAUACGUGUGUCGCGUAUCGUAACGGAGAGUUUUAGGCUGGGGCUUGAUGAUGUGAGGUGGUUCGUAAUGGGAGAUGAUGAUACGGUGUUUUGUGUGGAGAAUUUGGUUAGGGUUUUGAGGAAAUAUGAUCAUCGGGGUUUGUAUUAUGUGGGUGCCAAUUCUGAGAGCGUUGAGCAGAAUGACAUGUAUGCAUUUGGAAUGGCGUUUGGGGGUGGGGGUUUUGCGAUCAGUUAUGGGCUGGCUAGGGUUUUAGCAAGGGUCAUGGAUUCGUGUUUGAGGAGGUAUCCUCAUGUUUAUGGGAGCGACGCUAGGAUUUAUGCUUGCGUUUCGGAGCUUGGAGUUGGGUUGACAGCAGAGGCUGGAUUCCAUCAGGUUGAUAUCCGGGGCAAUGUAUUUGGAUUUUUAUCUUCACAUCCACUUGAGCCUCUCGUAUCUCUUCAUCAUGUUGAUACUGUGGAACCAAUAUUUCCCAACAUGACCAGAAUCCAGGCUUUGGAACGUUUAUAUAAAGCCAUAGGGUUUGAUCCAAGCAGGGUUCUCCAACGAACUGUGUGCUAUGACAAAUCAAAAGCAUGGACUAUUUCAGUUUCGUGGGGUUAUUCAGUCCAGGUGUUUGACGGUAUUGUACUUUUUCCUGAUCUCUUACCUUUACAGCGGACAUUUAUGCCAUGGAGAAGAGGCCGAACAAAUGGAUCAGCUCCAUAUAUGUUCAAUACUCAGGAAUUUCCUAGAGAUCCAUGUAAAAGGCCAGCCACUUUUUUCCUGGACAAGGUCAACACUUAUUCAGACAAAAUCAUUAGCAAAUACAGCAGGCAUAUGAUGGUAAAUUGUAAUUUCCGUAGGAAUUCAGCAAGGAAUCUGGGGCAGAUCAUUGUGCAUUCCGAGAAGCAAGAUUCAGACCUUAAUCAGAUGCGGAGAAGGGACUGUUGUGGUGUGCUACCCUCAUCUUAUGACAAUGUUAUGGAAAUUGGAAUAAAAAAAUGCGGACCUGAAGAGAUGAUUUCUGCAUAGCCGGUUGUCCUUCAAAGGAAGAAAUCAAGAAACAUCUUCUCUGACUUCUGCUGGAAAUGCCAUACUAGCUUAUCAAUGCUAUACUCAAGUCACAUAUCAAUCAGAGCUCUAAUUAAGUGUGAUAACGAGCUGGGUACCUCUGCAUCUCAAAAAUAUUUUCCCUGUUUUUCUAUACUUUUAGUUUUCAUUGUUUGUAUUGCUAUUGUAUUUGUAAUAAUUCUUGAAACUCUAGUCCAACUAGAUGUAAUUCUUUUUCCAUUCUAAUUCCUAGAUUGUUUUAUCUUUC
Amborella trichopoda is the source of this 1774-nucleotide messenger RNA. RefSeq lists its product as uncharacterized. Lineage: Eukaryota; Viridiplantae; Streptophyta; Magnoliopsida; Amborellales; Amborellaceae. The record is from RefSeq and is a predicted model, not a curated record.